This is a messenger RNA of Gavialis gangeticus (Gharial), 1716 nucleotides long. RefSeq names its product matrix remodeling associated 8 (gene MXRA8). Gene Ontology annotation, biological process: cell adhesion; establishment of glial blood-brain barrier. Gene Ontology annotation, cellular component: membrane; cell surface. The record is from RefSeq and is a predicted model, not a curated record. The transcript has 10 exons. NCBI's taxonomy places the organism in Eukaryota, Metazoa, Chordata, Crocodylia, Gavialidae. The coding region runs from base 75 to 1382 and encodes 435 amino acids.
AAAAAAAAAGAAAGAAAAAAGAAGACUUUGACGACUUGUUUUCGGGAGAGAGAGAAACGCACAGAGGCUGAAGAAUGGAGCAACUUGCAAAACUCCUCCUGUGGCAGCUUUUGCUUCUGCAAAGGUCUGUUGUUCAUUUGUACUCCGUCCCAGCUGACUUAUCAAACCCAGAAAGUGUUGUGGUCUCUGUGACAAACAUCAGUGCCCCAGCGGGGUCCCAGACUGUCCUGCCCUGCAAGAGUUACCGCAUGGUCUGGACCCAGGACCGUCUGAAUGACCGCCAGCGCGUGGUCCACUGGGACCUGUACAGCAACUAUUAUGGAGAUUACAAGUCAGAGAGGCUGUGUGAUAUGUACUCAGCUGGGGAGCAGCGAGUGUACAGCUCCUACAACAAAGGGAGGAUAUUCAUGCCUGAGAACGCGUUCACAGAUGGCAACUUCUCACUGGUGAUCAAAGAUCUCGCUGACAGUGACAGAGGCAUCUACUCCUGCAACCUCCACCAUCACUACUGCCACCUGUAUAAGACUGUGAAAAUCCAGCUGGACGUCACCAAGAAAGCCAAGGCAGUGAAGAAUUAUUGGGAUGGUGAGAAGGAGGUGCUUGUGGCCCUGCGGGGCAGCACAGUGGUGCUCUCCUGCAUCAACCGGGACCAUAUCUGGACCGAGCGACACAGCGAGGAGGAGCAGCAGGUUGUCCACUGGGACAGGCAGCCCCCGGGGGUCCCACAUGACCGAGCCGACCGCCUCAUUGACCUGUACGCCUCCGGCGAGGGCCGUUCCUAUGGGCCGCUCUUUAUCCAACAGAGGAUGAACAUCACCGAGACUGCCUUUGCCCUGGGCGACUUCUCGCUGAGGAUCUCAGCCCUGGAGAAUGCAGAUGAGGGCACAUACUCCUGCCACCUCCACCAUCACUACUGUGGCCUGCAUGAACGCAGGAUCUUCCAGGUCUCUGUGAGCGAGCCGGUGAAGAAGGUGGUGAACCUCACUAACCACAACACAGCCCCAGCUCUAGACCCCAACAUCAUCAAGAGCCAUAAUGUGAUAAAUGUUAUCAUCCCCGAGAGCCGGGCACACUUCAUCCAGCAGCUGGGCUACAUCCUGGCCACACUACUCCUCUUCAUCAUCCUCCUCAUCAUUGUUGUCUUCAUCACCCGUAAGCGCCGGCGGAGAGGCUACGAGUACAAUGUGAAGAAACACGGAGAGAAAGAUGUAAAUCUCAAAGAAUUUAUGGCUGACACAACGGACCUGACCCGAUAUAAGGGUGAAGACAUAAGGCUGGAUUACAAAAAUAACAUACUGAAGGAGAAGGCCGAGCAAGCCAGGACCCUCCCAGCAAAGAACAUCGACUUAGACAAAGAUUUCCGGAAGGAAUACUGUAAAUGAAGAUAUCCCCAGAGCUGCUGGCUGGACCAGAAGCUGCAAUCAAAAAUAAAGAAUUAGACAAGAGAUGCAUUUUCUUAUUACAACCUCCUUCCAGUUACCGUUGGGCUUUUAUAUAGGCUUUUCCCUGUUGGGCACAGAGUCAUUUGCAGAUGCUUGCAGAAAGAGUUAGGCCAUGUUUCGUAGGUGAUUGUAGGGUGGAUUUGGGUGGUUUGUUUUUUUUUCUCUUUUCUUUUCCUACCUUCUUCCUGGUUUUUUUGUUCCUUUGCAUCAAUGGCUUUACCAGCUGAAUCAGCAGACGUGUAGCAGCUUUCAAUAAAUCCAACCUGCACCACGG